GGCCGGCGCGGGAGUCAGGACUAGGUCUGCGGGUCUACGAAGAGCUGGGUCGUCCGCGAUCCAUUGCGCCCCGGCUUGCGCGUAGCCGCUGCUCUGGGGUACCCCGGCCGAGGCGGCGGCGGGAGGCCAGUGGGGUGGGCGUAGGAAGGCCGGGAGGGCGCGGGCGCCCUGCGAGCGGAGCAGGGGUGAAGCGGCCGGGGGCCGGGACGCCAUGUCCAUGGAGGACCCCUUCUUUGUGGUGAAAGGAGAGGUACAGAAAGCAGUCAACACUGCCCAGGGACUGUUCCAGAGAUGGACAGAGCUCCUCCAGGAUCCUUCCACAGCAACAAGGGAAGAAAUCGACUGGACCACCAACGAGCUGAGAAACAACCUCCGAAGCAUAGAGUGGGAUCUUGAGGACCUUGACGAAACCAUCAGCAUAGUUGAAGCAAAUCCUAGAAAAUUCAACCUUGAUGCAACCGAGCUCGGUAUAAGAAAAGCCUUCAUCACCAGUACUCGGCAAGUUGUCAGGGAUAUGAAGGAUCAGAUGUCCACUUCAUCUGUGCAGGCCUUAGCUGAAAGGAAAAAUAGACAGGCCCUGCUGGGAGACAGUGGUGGGCAGAACUGGAACUCCAGAACCACUGAUAAAUACAGCCGCCUGGACCGCGAGCUCCAGCUAGCCAAUUCCCAUUUCAUCGAGGAGCAGCAGGCACAACAACAGCUGAUCGUGGAACAGCAGGAUGAGCAGUUGGAGCUGGUCUCUGGCAGCAUCGGGGUGCUGAAGAACAUGUCCCAGCGCAUCGGAGGGGAGCUGGAGGAGCAGGCAGUCAUGUUGGAUGAUUUCUCUCAUGAGUUGGAGAACACCCAGUCUCGAUUGGACAAUGUGAUGAAGAAACUUGCAAAAGUAUCUCACAUGACCAGUGAUCGGCGCCAGUGGUGUGCCAUCGCCAUCCUCUUUGCGGUCCUGCUGGUCGUGCUAAUCCUCUUUUUAGUGCUGUGACGCCGGCCACUCUGGUGCCUCCUGCACGCGAACCCAGGGAGGAGAAGUGGCAUGUGCAAUGGCGCCCGCUCCUUGCCUCCCUCUCCUGGAAACACAGCCUGCACUGACUUUUCUCUCUGUGACCCACAAGUGAGAUGGCGCCUCUGUCCCAAAGUCGGAUCGGCGAGUGGGAAGAGGAAGUCACCGACUGCACACUCCUGGCUCGAUGCCUGCCCUGCAGACAGCUCGUCACUGCUUUGCCCGCGGGCCUGGCCCCGUGGAUGGCCACCGAGGAGUCCAGAGAAACUCAGACUCGGCUCGUGUUUGCUGUUGCUCAGCCCAUCCAUCUUCAGCAGCUCUUUCCUCCUGCUCAGACCCUUCCCCUGCUCAGCUGGCACCGCCGCUCCGUGGAAAGAAGCUAGUGGGGAUGCGGACGCGGGGCCCAUUCAUGCUUCACCGUGGCUUUCCUCGGCCGUCGAGUUGGUUAUUCGUGGGGACAGAGGCCCAAAGCAGUUUGUGACAGAAAAUGCAGUGAUUAUUUUUCAGGGAUAAGCACUGGGGUAAAAUUGCUUUUCCAGAUACUUUUUUAAUGCUUGGAAUAAUUCAUGGGAAAUAAUGAAAAGCACGGGGCUUGGGGGUGGCUAACCGUUCCUGGCUUGAAUGGAAGUGGGGAGGAAAGAAAGGGCUGAGGGGUGCUGAGUAAUCACAGCUAAGAGAUGGGGUGGCAGGAUGGCCAGAGGGCAGAGCCCAAGUCUGGCCAAACCCAUGCUUGUUCCGUGCCACCUUCCAGGAGGUGCCACUUGGACUCUGAGGAUGACCCUUGAAGGGCUGCUGCUCCAAGGCACUUGAAUGGAUUCGAAUCGCAGGCUAGCCCAGACAGUUCAUUUAUUCCUGUGGCAUGGUGGGGUGUGGGGG
Talpa occidentalis (Iberian mole) is the source of this 1873-nucleotide messenger RNA. It is a transcript of the gene STX6, whose product is annotated as syntaxin 6. Gene Ontology annotation, cellular component: membrane. Lineage: Eukaryota; Metazoa; Chordata; Mammalia; Eulipotyphla; Talpidae. Gene Ontology annotation, biological process: Golgi vesicle transport; intracellular protein transport. Gene Ontology annotation, molecular function: SNAP receptor activity. The transcript is spliced from 8 exons. The record is from RefSeq and is a predicted model, not a curated record. The coding region runs from base 212 to 979 and encodes 255 amino acids.